GGCUGUACAGUCACCUUGAGCGGGUCGCACGCAGGCUGUAAGAGGAAGUACUGUGUAGGCGGUACUGUCUCAACACCGGGAUACUCACUGCCUCAUUAGGGUUGUGUCAAAUUAGGGGAGAACAAACAACCCAAACAAAGCAAAACAGGAGAAGAAAUACUCUCAGGGAAUCGCUGCUCAGACAGAAUGGCACAGACAGGUACCUUGCCAAAGCCCCAGCUCCGAGGUCUACUGGCAAGUCGACUCAAGAUCAACGCAACGGCGGCAUUUGCCUUCUGCAUCUCCAUGGCAGUGGGCUGGAAGUUCCUCUUUGCUGAGAAGAGAAAGCAGAAAUAUUUAGAUUUUUACAAGUCCUACGAUGCCAAAGCUGACUUUGAGCGGAUGAAGAAAGCUGGAGUAUUCCAGUCUGUGAGACCUGAUGGAGAAAUAGGCACGCUGGACUAGAAGAACAACGCAGAUUCUAGAGUGCAUGGAAUUAGAAAGAAAAUUGCCACUGGAGAUUGACAACAAAAAUCCCUAACAUAUCGUUCUGAUUUUUUUUUCGAUUUUUGUUUUAAUCGGAUCAUUUCAAUCAAUGAAACGUUAUUUUUAUUUGUUUUCGUAUGUUAUUUCUGGUGGAAUAAAGAACUGAGUGUGUACAUGA
This is a messenger RNA of Pomacea canaliculata, 643 nucleotides long. RefSeq names its product cytochrome c oxidase subunit 6C-like. Bases 187 to 444 code for a protein of 85 amino acids. The record is from RefSeq and is a predicted model, not a curated record. Lineage: Eukaryota; Metazoa; Mollusca; Gastropoda; Architaenioglossa; Ampullariidae. The transcript has 3 exons.